Molecule: messenger RNA, 735 nt
Organism: Fonsecaea multimorphosa CBS 102226
Lineage: Eukaryota; Fungi; Ascomycota; Eurotiomycetes; Chaetothyriales; Herpotrichiellaceae
Exons: 2
Coding region: 1-735 (244 amino acids)
Source: RefSeq, a predicted model, not a curated record
AUGUCCAACGAUCUCUACAUCGCGGAUACACCCGUCGAGGUGUCUCAGGCCAAGGGUCUGCACCUCAUCACCCAGAACACACCCAACGGUCAAGCCACGCAGAUCAUGCUCGAGGAACUCGCGGAUGUCUAUGGCACAACGUGGACCACCACCCUCAUCAACAUCAUGACCAAUGAGCAGAAGAAAGAGUGGUUCCUCCGGCUCAAUCCCAAUGGACGUAUCCCCGUGCUCGUCGACAACGGGCAAUCCCCUCCCUUCCCCAUCAUCGAGACCAGCGCUCAGCUGUUGUAUCUGUUGAAGUUUGCGGACAAGGAGGACAAGUUUGGCUUUAAAGAUGAAUUGGAGCGGAAUGUGGUGCUGCAGUGGAUGUUCUUCUGGCACGGCGGAGGUGCCCCGUAUCAGGGACAAGUGAACCACUUUUCAAGGGCGGCACCCGAGAAGAUUCCCUACGCCAUCAACCGCUACAAGAACGAAACCCUCCGCGUUUACGGCGUGCUGGAAAUCCGCCUCUCGGGUCGGUUCACAGGCGAACCGCGCGACUACCUGGCCGGUCCUGGUAAAGGCAAGUACACGGUAGCAGACAUCAAGACAUGGCCUUGGGUGAAAGGUUGGGAGAGAAGCGGAUUCAGCGCGGACGAGAUGAAGCCUUUCCCGCACCUGCUCAAGUGGAUUGACCGGAUUGCUGCGAGACCAGCGGUCCAGAGGGGCAUUGGCGACAAAUAUGUGCAGAAGUAA